CAACUGUUAAUAGGCAAUCUUGAUUAGUAUGGGAUUGCUAAAGUAGUAUAAUAUUGGUACGAGUAUUAUGAGCAGUAUUCAUUAAUAUAAUUAAGGUUUGUAUAAAAUUUGGAAGAUUAUGAAAAAAGUAUAUACAGUACCAACCCCAAGAGAAUAGAAACCAAAGGGAUAAUAGAAGAGUUAAAAUGAUGUGAUGUGAGUUAUUAUGAAUUAUGCGUAGAAAGUAAACGUAAUUUGCCUAUAUUCCUGAUUAACUCACUUAAAAAGAAUAAUCAUCUAAGAUGGCUCGACCAUAUUUAAUGUUCAAGCCUAAGUUAGUAGAGGAGAUAGAUGAGAACAACAUGAAAAAGAUGAAACUUUCAUUUCACAAUUCAAUAACUGACUUAUAAACUUUUGAGGAAUUAGCACAAGAAUCACAGCAGAGAGAAUCAACGCCGAAUUUAAAUUUUACUCCUUAAGAAAAGACUAAGACAUUUGUCAGGUAACUAUGAAUUUCUAUUGUCUUAGAAAGUCUAUGAGACACUUAACUCAGCUUUGAAAUAAAUAAAUUUCGUG
Molecule: messenger RNA, 555 nt
Organism: Paramecium octaurelia
Lineage: Eukaryota; Ciliophora; Oligohymenophorea; Peniculida; Parameciidae
Source: the annotation of a GenBank genome assembly